Temnothorax curvispinosus is the source of this 2631-nucleotide messenger RNA. RefSeq names its product vesicle-associated membrane protein 2 (gene nSyb). Gene Ontology annotation, cellular component: SNARE complex; plasma membrane. Lineage: Eukaryota; Metazoa; Arthropoda; Insecta; Hymenoptera; Formicidae. Gene Ontology annotation, molecular function: SNAP receptor activity; syntaxin binding. The coding region runs from base 391 to 948 and encodes 185 amino acids. The record is from RefSeq and is a predicted model, not a curated record. The transcript has 5 exons. Gene Ontology annotation, biological process: vesicle fusion; vesicle-mediated transport.
UAUCGCCGUACCUCGGGUCUUCCUCGCGGAAAAUCGGCCGAUCGCGCGUUCGAAGGUGCUCCCGCGAGCAGUCGCGACCUGGGAACGCGAGCGGAACACGAUCGCGACAAACGCGCGAGGGGGAAAAUCAAAGUUCGAGGGUGGACCAUCGAGAUAUAUCGCUCGGUCGCACGCGUGCGCGCGUCCGUGCCGACGAUAUCACACGGCGGCGUGCCGCCUGGAAAUUUUAUCAAUACCGCGGCGGCCAUCUAGUCUCGCUGGCAGUCGCUCGCGAAAAGUUACGCGCCGAACUCCGUACGACCGACCGGGGGUGUCGCCGAGCGAGUCGAUCGACAAAUCGACGAGGAUUACCGGAACAGAGAGAACCCGAGGCGACCAAAUACGAGCAGCAUGGCUACGGAGGGCGGUUUAGCACCGGAUGCGGCUGCAGGUGCAGGCGCCGGUACCGACGGCAUCGUCGGUGGCCCCAGGACGCCCCAGCAAAUUGCCUCGCAGAAGCGGCUGCAGGCGACGCAAGCGCAAGUCGACGAGGUCGUCGACAUCAUGAAGACGAACGUCGAGAAGGUCCUCGAGCGCGAUCAAAAGCUCUCCGAGCUCGACGAUCGAGCAGAUGCACUCCAACAAGGAGCGUCACAGUUUGAACAACAAGCAGGAAAAUUGAAGAGAAAGUUUUGGCUACAGAAUCUAAAGAUGAUGAUCAUCAUAGGUGUUAUCGCACUCAUCGUACUGGCCAUCAUUGUCGCGAAAUUCAUGCCGGAAUCAUCGCCUACGAACACUCCCUAUCCGAACUAUAAUCCGAACUAUCCGAACGGGCCGCCGAUGGCCGGGGGACCCGGUGGAGCUACGAAUACUGCAGGGACGUUGGGCGGUGCGCCAGGGGGUGGUUCGCAGCAGCCCGCCCCGCCCGCGCUCGUCGGCAACCUGGACGCCGGUAUACGCAUCGUAUAAACGGUAUGGCAUGCUGGUGACACUUGGGGUAAAAGGAGAAAACGAGAAACGAGGGAGACCGACCCUGACAACGACAUCUUCAUCCGCGGAAAUAACUGGUCGACAUAUUCGCUUCGGCGACCAACUCGUUUGGAUCAUCAUCUGCACGUCGAAGGGCACGAUGGAAUAAUUCGGUAACUCCAUAAUCCGUAUAGGAUAAAAAAUAAACCUCAAAAGUCAUGGACUUAUAUCGUUCUUUGCGAGCGGAACUCUUCGGCUAUACCGCGCGUCGGAUUAUUUUUAUGUAGAAUUAUUUUUUCCCCUAUUGAUAUGACGUUGUGAUAACUAAUAGUACCAAUGUUCUACUAGCAAUUACCGUGUAUUGUGCAACUUUCUUCGAGCUACGUAGUAUUUAGACGCAAAUUGUCUUCACGUAUCUUUAUUCACCAAUUUUUAUUCAAUUGUUUUUGCAUCUUAUUAAUCUUGUAGUCGAACUUUAAGUUGUUUAAGUGGAAGCGACAUAUCGACCGGUCUUUUCGUCGUUCAAGAAGAAAAAAACAAUCUAUAUAGCUAUCUAUAGCUUUACGAGCCUUUAAAAUUCCGCUCAGCUAAUCGAUACGAAAAACAUAGGUACAACAAGCGAAGUGUCGUUCACGAGAAAAUACACGGAUAUGUGUAUCGAUGUAUGUACAUGUAUAUGUACAUACAUUAUUACGAAUUAUCAAUGUAAAAUUAAAAUCUAUGUACAUACAUAUAAAUACAAUUUAUUCAUAUGUUAAAUAAACAAACAAAAUACAGGAGAGAUGAUAAUGGAAGAAUCAUAAAAAUGACAAUUGGAAGGAUUGACGCAGGUAUAUUUCGAGUCCACUUCCGACCGAGAAAAAUGUAAAAAUGUCGAAUGUGCGCAUCACAUAAGAUGUUUCAUGUAAGUGAUAAUUUUUGGUGCUUGCUUGUACUUGUACAUUUAUAUAAGAUUGUCUCCGACAAUAGGCUUUCUGGGACACGGAUAUGAAACGGAUUUAUUUCACAUCUCCGCCAAAUCCCUUAAUUAUACUAGUCUCUUCCCGAUUAAUGCAAUUAUACGAUGCAAUUAUGCGAAUCGCUGUGAUUGCAAAAAUUGUUUAAUGUAAAACGCGAAAAAGGUUUAAUGCGAUGUUGUAGUCAACAACUCCUUAAACACAUUCUUUGCACGAUUUAAUUGUCAUUAGUUUUACUUUAUAUAAUAUAUCGUUUUCGGCUAAUAUAUUCUCUCGGCGCGUCUUUAAGAGAUUUCAAAACUAGUUGGUGUCAUUUAAAAAAAAAAAAAGUUAAUUUACUAUUCAUAUUCUUUAUGUUUUAUGAAAUGGAACAACAUGAUGCUACUUUCAACUGAUAUAAUAUAAUCAAAUCGUUUCAGAUUCGAUAAAUUGUCUAUACACCGAUAAUAACUAUAAACUAAACAAUAGAUUUGUAAGUAUAGCUAUUACAAGACGCGCUUUAGCACUUAGGCUAUUGAUAUUAUAUUAUUAUGUACGAAUACCGGACGUAUAUAUUAAAUUGCAAUACUCCUUCAGCUGUACAUCUCACCGAAAAAAGGAACAGAUCUAUAUAUUAUAAAUAUAAUAGAAAUACUACAUCAUAGAGAUAUAUUACUGUAUGCUAGGCUUAAAUAAAUAACAUUGUGAGAAGCAGUUCCAUGUGCUUUUCCCUGUUGUAACAACAAAA